Molecule: messenger RNA, 3765 nt
Organism: Cyprinodon variegatus (sheepshead minnow)
Lineage: Eukaryota; Metazoa; Chordata; Actinopteri; Cyprinodontiformes; Cyprinodontidae
Gene: antxr1d
Product: anthrax toxin receptor 1-like
Exons: 18
Coding region: 215-1948 (577 amino acids)
Cellular component (GO): membrane
Molecular function (GO): signaling receptor activity
Source: RefSeq, a predicted model, not a curated record
UGCACUGCCUUCAUGCUUUUUGUUUUUUCCCCCCUCAGCCAAAAAGAGAAGACUUGAGGAGCCCGGCUUGAGCUGAGCGACACUUCUCCAGGCUGACUCCUCCUGGAAAGCGCAAAAAGCCACAGUCUGUUUGGAAACAGACGCUAAAAGAGAAAUGUGAAGAUCCCGUUUGUUUGCUGGCAUUCUCGGAGAAGUAAAGCGCUAACCUGGAAAGAUGGCGUGGAUACGGGCUUGUUUGCUGUUCUUCGCCUUUGCUUUGCUGGGAUUUUUCCUGCUCUGUGUCCCGGUGAAAGGGGAGCCGCGGGGAGAGCAACAGGAGGAAGAGGAGGAGACCAUGUCCUGUCAGGGCGCGUUUGACCUCUACUUUGUUCUGGACAAAUCUGGCAGCGUGAAGCAUCACUGGCAUGAGAUCUACUCCUUUGUGAAGCAGCUGGCGGAGAAGUUUAUCAGCCCCAUGCUCAGGAUGUCUUUCAUCGUUUUCUCUACACACGGAAAAAUCAUCAUGAAGCUGACUGAAAACAGGGACGCCAUAACUGAAGGCUUAAGGGCUCUGAAUGAAGUUGUUCCUGGAGGAGACACAUUUAUGAACCUAGGCCUGCAGAUGGCUAAUACACAGAUUUACCAAGAGAACCAAGGAACCGCCAGUGUUAUCAUCGCUCUGACAGAUGGAGAACUUAAGGAAAGCCAGUUGGACUUGGCCCAGCGAGAGGCACAGAGAGCCAGGUCUUUGGGAGCCAUCGUUUAUUGUGUAGGAGUCAAAGACUUCAACCAGACCCAGCUUGCAACUAUUGCAGAUACCACGGAGCAUGUGUUUCCAGUAACGGGGGGCUUCCAAGCCCUCAGAGGAAUCAUUAACUCGAUCAUUAAGAAGUCUUGCAUUGAGAUUCUGGCAGCGGAGCCAUCCAGCGUGUGCGCAGGAGAGAGAUUCCAAGUAGUCGUUAGAGGUAAUGGGUUUCUCCACGCAAGAAACAUAAAUCAAGUCCUCUGCAGCUUCAAACUCAAUGAUACACACACUGUGGAUGAAAGACCUGCUGGAAUAGAAGAUACGUUCCUUCUGUGUCCGGCACCUGUCAUAGAAGAAGUGGGGAGGGAGAUCUACCUGCAGGUGAGCAUGAAUGAGGGCCUCUCUUAUAUCACCAGCUCUGUUCACAUCACUACUACUGAAUGCUUUGACGGCACCAUCGUGCUGAUUUCACUGCUCGUUGUGUUCCUGCUUUUGGCUCUGCUGCUGAUGUGGUGGUUCUGGCCUCUCUGCUGCACUGUGGUGAUUAAAGAACCUCCGCCUCCUCCACCUCCAGAGCCAGAAUCCGAUGAGGACGAUGGGAUGCCUAAGAAGAGGUGGCCCACAGUGGACGCCUCAUACUACGGUGGAAGAGGAGUGGGUGGCAUCAAACGUAUGGAGGUACGAUGGGGAGAGAAAGGGUCGACCGAGGAAGGCGCCAAACUAGACAAACCUAAGAAUGCGAUUGUCAAGAUGCCUGAGCAGGAAUUUGAACCUUAUGAGCCCAAGCCUCGAAAACCUCCACGCCGCUCCCCUCAGCAGAAGAAGUGGUACUCACCCAUUAAGGGGAAACUAGAUGCUCUGUGGGCUUUGUUCAGGAGAGGUUACGAUCAGGUAUCUCUAAUGAGACCGCAGCCUGGAGACCAGGGUCGCUGCAUUAGUUUUCAACGGGUCAGAGACGAUGAGCGCCCGGCUCCUCCCAGAAUGCCUCACUCCCCCACUCCGCCCCCUCCUGCACCGCCAGCUGAGGAGCGACCUUUGGUCUCCAACUCCGUCCCCCGUACCAAGCCGCCAUCUAGAGGACCCCGCACUGCUCCCUCCACGCUCACUGCACCUCCCUGCCGUUCGCCCCCUCCCGUGACACGACUCCCACCAGGGCCGCCCCCAAGCCGUGCACCCCCGGGGCCUCUCGGACCCCCACCGUCCCGGCCUCCGCCAAGGCUGUAAUGAUGUAGAGAAUGGAUGCAAAUACAGUGUGUUGCAAAAGUAUUCCUAACCCUCGAACUUCUUGAUUUUUAUUAUUUUUUCUUUGGAUUUUUUUUGCCAGGCUGACAAAAUGUAAAGUAAACUUUUGAGGCUCGAAAAAAGAAAAUGACCCCCCAACCUGAGACUUUUACAAAAAGAAAUUUACAUAAAAGAAAAAAUUUACAUAAAGAAAUCUUAAAGGAACAGCGUUCAGCAUGGGGGUGAGUAGAAAAUGAAGGCUAAUCAUGUUUUGGGUGUACUAUUCCUUUAAAGGUUUGAAUCCAUUAUUAUUGAGCCUCUGUCCAUUAUUUUUGGCUGCUUGUCUUUGUAGGCAAGUCUAUAGUAGCUGUCUACUUAUAGAAUCUAAAGCGGUUGCUUAGUCAUAGGCCUAAUCCUAAACCAGCCGCUAAACACUAACCCUCCGCUUGCACGUUACAGGGAAGGAUCCGCCUCAUGAAGUGCCAUCUUAAACCAUGUAGUGGGUAGGGCCAAUGGACCGCUCAGCCCUUAAAAAGAGUCUUCAUCAGUUGCAGGCCUGCAGGAAUUCGGCAGCACGAGUAACAGCGGCAUGGUGGGGGAGGAAAAAAAUAAAUAAAAAAAUCAAUUCCAAAAUGGAAGGUCUUUUUUGAAAAAGUAAUAUUUGACCUUAUACAUUUGUUUUAAAAAAGGGACAAAUUUUAACUUUUACGUUAACCUGUACAACCGAACUAGCCACGCAUAUGAGGCGUCGCUGUGUUGCCAUAGGAAUGACUGCUUUCCUUUUCCGUUGGGAGGGAAAAAGACGUCCCCUUCUCCUUUAUUCCCCCCCACCUUCAGUCAAGGCAGCUUCCACAGCUGCGAGUGAGACUUCAUUGGGAGUUAAACUCUAUUAAGGGUUAGUGGUUAGGAGGUGAUUUGGGAUUCAAUAAACCUGGACAUCUGCUGACAUUGAUUUUUCCUCCUGAAAGGUGAACCUCAGUCUAACUUUGCUACCACCAUGUUUUACAGUGGAGAUGAUGGGCUGAAGGUGUUCCUCAACCGCCCUCUUAAAUCUGUUGCCGUCUUUUAGCACUGCCCAAUUUUAAGCCCAGUUAAUGAGUCUUAGUUUGCCUUUGCAAUAAGGUUCACAUAAGCUCUAUUUCAGUUAAGAGUUAGACGGAGAACUUUUCUCCGUUUGUUUGCAUCCCGCUAUUGGUAAGAUGUUAGCAGGACUUGUCAUGGGAUUGUUUUGGCCCUAUGGUUAGAGGCGUUCACAAGUUUUAUAAUUAUUUUAUAACCCUACCAUGCUCUAAAUUUCCCCCUGUUCUCUCACUUCAGAGAACAAAAAGAAAAACAUUGGGACAACUUUACACUGCAAUUAAUCAGUAUGAGAUCAAAGAGGGCUGAACACACUCAAAACAUUAGAUUUACAAUUUCACAGUUGUGCAAUACUUAGAAAAUGCAAAUAAAGUGCAAUCGAGUGUGUCAUAACGUCAUGAAUCUUUCCAAGUUGAAAGGUCUCUCAUACUUUUGCAAGUCUGUAUCACAUCUGAGGGAACGGUCUUUGAUAAGCAAAGAAUCUUCCAGGCCAGAAGCACAGACGUUUCUGAGCUCAGUGUCUUGUUGCUGGACAGCAAAAUUCAUCAAUCUGAUGACAAAACCUUAAAAAAUACCAACAAUGGAUCGAUCUGGACCGUUUGUACAGUAAUAACAUUAGAGUUGGUGAGUGGAAGUGUUACCAAACCUUAGUUAUGUUGAAAGUGAGAGUUAAAGUUGGCAUCUGAAAGUAGCAGGGUGUUUUUUUUUUCUUUUUUUUAGAUUUAUGCAGCACAAUUAUAAUG